AUGCCUAAAGUAGUAUCUCGAAGUAUUGUCUGUUCUGAUACCAAAGACCAAGAAGAAUACAGCGAUGAGAAACCCCUUCAUACCUAUUAUUGUUUAUGUGGUCAAAUGACACUCAUAUUAGAUUGUACUUUAGAAAAAUUACCACUUCGCAAGCGAGAUGGUUCUCGAGUAAUUGAUUGUAGUAAACAUGCCCACAAAAUAACAAGCGAAGUUGAUGAAAUAAUUUAUCUCAAGCGUUCAGAAGGUAUUGAGAAACAGCAUCGACAAAAAUGCAAAAAAUGUGGACUUUUGUUGUACUACAAGCAUGAUAAUACAUCAGGUUUAAUUUUCGUUGUGAAAGGCGCAGUCGUACAAAGUUCGGGUGAUGAGCCUGUAUCAAACAUUUAUAGUCAAGUACAAAUUGAAAAACCAAAAAAAGUCAUGGUUACUAAACAUACAAAAAAUAUGGGUAAAUUCAGUUCAGUUACUGUAUCUACAAUUGAUGAAGAAGAAGAUGAAAUAGAAGCUAGGGAAAUAGCUGAUUCUUAUGCAAACAAUGCAAGAAUAAUUGAAAAACAGUUGGAAAGGAAAGGUAUUGGAAAAAGAAAAAUAAUAGUUCCACCAACAGCAGAAGUGAAGAAAGCAAGGGGCACUUUGUUAGAUGUUUAGAAGGACAAAAAAACAUAAGAAAGCUUAAUUUAUCUUUUGUACAGGAUUUUCUAAAAAUGUAAUCAUGUCUUUAUUAUAAAUAUAUAAAUAACAUUUAUUUAGUGAAAUGUUUGCAAUCAUCAUUGUAUAAUUCUUAUUGUACAAAUUUUUUUAUUUUA
Molecule: messenger RNA, 806 nt
Organism: Trichogramma pretiosum
Lineage: Eukaryota; Metazoa; Arthropoda; Insecta; Hymenoptera; Trichogrammatidae
Product: UPF0428 protein CXorf56 homolog
Exons: 4
Coding region: 1-648 (215 amino acids)
Source: RefSeq, a predicted model, not a curated record